GUGCCCACGGCAGGGCUGUGGGAAAGUUCGGGGGAGAGAGCACCCACACAUUGUCAUGGUAAUGUUGGUGGGUGGAGGUGUUGGGGGCGCGAGGCUGUGGUGCGUAAUUUUUUAUAUAUAUAUAUCUCAGGGUAGAGCGCCGUUAACCCUACUCUCCAGUGCUCCUUUCUCCCUCUCGGUUGAUCUAUUCGUUCAUAAAAUACUAAAACAGUGCAAACUGAGUUUUGUGGGGUACUAUAGCUGCAGAAGAGAGGGGCCACAAGGACACAGAUAGUGUGGACUGUGGAGCUCUCAGUUAGUCAGGUGGUUUGGUGCGUGCGCCUUGCAGCUCGAGGAUGACGGCCUUCAACAUGGUACACCGGGGAAAUGGUCCCGAGAGGAAUUUUAGCGCUAAAGAAGAACGAAAGUUGCGGAAGCCUCUAAUUGAGAAAAAGAGGCGGGAGCGCAUCAACUGCAGUCUGGAACAACUGAAAGGGAUCAUGGUGGAUGCAUACAACCUGGAUCAAUCUAAACUGGAGAAGGCUGAUGUACUGGAGGUUACUGUGCAACAUAUGGAGGGUCUGCAGAAGGGUCACGGUUCAGGUUCCCCUUCUGGUCCCAGUAUAGGGUUUGAGUCCCGGCAGCGCUACAGCAGUGGAUACAUUCAAUGUAUGCAUGAGGUCCACAACCUGCUCAAGAGCUGCCCAGGCAUGGACAAGCCACUGGGGGCCCGGCUCCUCAACCAUCUGCUCAAGUCUUUGCCCCAUAUCAGCUCUGAGACUGGGGCUGGGAACACUGGUGGCAAUGGGACCAAUGGUAUCAAUGGGACUCCGACUAGGGCUAUUGGUAUGAGUAAUAGUAACAGUGGUUCUAUUGGUGGUGGUAGUAGUAAUGGUGGUAGUCCCAUGUCUGGAUCUGGGCCUGUCUCCCCUCCCCAGUCUCCGCUUUCUCUGUCAUCUGGAGGUGGAGCGCAGUCAUUCCAGCCUGGCUGUUUACAGAUGCAUCAUGCCAAGCCCCCCUUGCAGCCAUCACCCCCACCCAUAGGAAGCUCACCGCUCCACGCCCUUUGCAGCCAGGUACAUUCUGGUAGAGAUGGGAGGGAUCAGCAGAAGUCCGUCUCCUCCUCCCCUCCUUGCUCCCCCAAUCUACCCCAGCCUGGGGUGUUUCACCCCGCCCCCCUGUCCCCUUUCUCCCCCCCUGAGGGAGACCCCUCCAUGUGGAGGCCUUGGUGAAGACCUCAGGGAACAGACAAACACACACACACCUUCCAUCAAGUUAGGGACCCUGAUUUUUUCCUGACCCCGUGACCUGACAAGGAAAAUGCCCAGGCAGUAGGCCGACUAGGGCCUGGAGUUGUCCCAGUCAGGUCAUAACGCUGUGGCAAGGAAAAACUCAGGGCCCUUUUAUGUUUUAUGUAUCCCAUCUCAUGGGAUCGCUCAAUUCUGUUUUUCCUGGAUCUAGUGGAGGAUUCAGAAAAUGCAGAACCAGAUGUAUCUGCAGUUUCACUUAUGUAAAGUUAAAACCAAUGUGUUGUGGGCCAGCCCCCUAGGAACAUGGCUCUGGUGCUCUGCUAUAGUACACAAUGCCAGCAGUUCUAUAGCCACAUGGCAAAAUGAUAGCGUCUAAUUUUCACUUUUAAAUGUUUGGUCAUUUAUACCUUUUAGACAUAAAAAUAUUUGUAUGAGAUUGGGGAAGAGUAAGCAUUAUAGCUACUUCAAGUUUGUACAGUUUUCUUGUUUUUUUUCUUCCUAUGUUGUAAACUUCUCUUUUCAAAUAGUUCAUAUUUUGUGUUUUAGAAGUGUAUCAAAAUGUUUUUGUUUAAUAUUUUGUCACUCAUCUUUAAUUAAUUGAUUAAUUAACUGAUACACCUGAUUUGGUAUUGAUUCGUUGAUUCAGGUCUAGCUACAUUUGGAAAUUAAAACUCAACGACUCAUCCUUGUAUAUUACAAGAAGUUGCAAGGCUGUUUCAUAUUGAAGCAGCUAAAUAAAGUGUUAAAUUGGCUGACAGUUGAAGUGUUGUAUGGUAUCGAAAUUGAAUUAAAAAUGUAAAACAACUGUAGCCUAAAUGUGAAUCUUUUUAUACCUGUCUCAUAUUCAAGCAGGCAAAAUAAAGUGUGAAGUUGGUUGACAGUUGGAGUUUAUGGUUUCAGAAUGUAAUAAAUUAAUGCAACUGAA
Messenger RNA from Salvelinus sp. IW2-2015, 2154 nucleotides. Its product is annotated as transcription cofactor HES-6-like. The record is from RefSeq and is a predicted model, not a curated record. Gene Ontology annotation, biological process: anterior/posterior pattern specification; regulation of transcription by RNA polymerase II; regulation of neurogenesis. Gene Ontology annotation, cellular component: nucleus. Lineage: Eukaryota; Metazoa; Chordata; Actinopteri; Salmoniformes; Salmonidae. Gene Ontology annotation, molecular function: RNA polymerase II cis-regulatory region sequence-specific DNA binding; protein dimerization activity; DNA-binding transcription factor activity, RNA polymerase II-specific.